Molecule: messenger RNA, 3140 nt
Organism: Daldinia caldariorum
Lineage: Eukaryota; Fungi; Ascomycota; Sordariomycetes; Xylariales; Hypoxylaceae
Product: THO complex subunit 1 transcription elongation factor-domain-containing protein
Exons: 5
Coding region: 305-2821 (838 amino acids)
Biological process (GO): mRNA export from nucleus; regulation of DNA-templated transcription elongation
Cellular component (GO): THO complex part of transcription export complex
Source: RefSeq, a predicted model, not a curated record
AUUCAAUAUUCAAUCUAUUAUUCCCAAGCUCAACAACCUACAGCCUUAACAAAGACUACAUACACCAUAGAGAAACCCCCUAUUGAUUCCAAAUAACGAACAUUGAAUUUAUUGAUCCCAAUGCCCGUGUUAUUAACAUGAUUCACCGAUUUCUCUGCGAUUAUUCAUUUAUCUGUUUGUCAAUCGCCCACGCGUUUCUUUAUUAAUAUCCAACAACGUACGCAUUCGAUUCGGCUAGAACCUCGUAUAUCCAAGACUUCGAUCGAUAGAUACUUUUAACUACGGAACGACAACAAAGGUUACGAUGCCUUCAGCGAAUCAUUUAGAUCACGAAGUGCCCCAGGUAAACGCCUUUAAGGCGCUCCUGAGGGACGCUCUAGUUCAUGCGCAAUCAGUGAAGCCGGUUACGACGAUCGAGCCUCCACUGACUAAGGCUGACUUUGAAGAUUUACUCGUCCAACUUCCCUCGAUAUUUCCGUGUGCUUCCCCUGAUUAUAUUUCCGAGAACCUACAGUCCGAGAAAGCUCGUCAAUAUGCCGUUGUCGAAACCGCCGCGCGAAAUGUGUUUAGCAGCUUGGUUGCUGGGACAUCGAUCGAUUCCCCCGAGUUUGUUCAAAUCUGGAACCUCUUCGACUUCCUAUCGGUCCUGUCCGAUAGCGAGCAAUGCGAUGCUGCCCUCCUUUUCUGGCUUGUAGAAGAGCUACUCGACAGCCAAACGACCGAAGGAUGUCGGAAGAUAUUCGACUUCCUUGAGUCCCGAAGAGAGCAAAUAAUUGCACGACACUUAAACUCCAAGAAGCUGGUGAUUCUAAGGUCUUGCAAUGAUCUUCUACGUCGACUUUCGCGCGCCGAAGACACGGCGUUUUGUGGUCGAGUCUUCAUCUUUAUGUUCCAAUGCUUUCCUUUGGGCGAUAGGAGCUCGGUGAAUUUGCGUGGAGAAUAUCAUGUGGAGAACGUCACAAGUUUCGAAGAGACCCCAGCUGAGCCAGACGACUCGGCGGAUAAAAUGGUCGUAGAUACGGACGCCGACACUCCCAAAGAUGGAAAAGAGGAGAGCAAAUCAACGGCCAAGGCAGUCUCGUUCGACUCUAAGAACAAACCGAUGUCCGAUAAACCCCUCGAUACGAAUGCUCUCUAUCCUGUAUUUUGGUCCCUUCAGCACUACUUCAGCCAGCCCACAGCCCUCUUCGAUCCUGCGAACUUGGCGAAGUUUAAGGCUGGUUUGGAGGCCACCAUGGCUGCAUUUGAUACAGUCGCAAAGCUUCAGAGAAGCACAAAGAGCUCCGACGAGAGCAAAACAACAUCCCUGAAAAGAAAACAUGGAGAAAUAGAUGACGACCUUCGCAGCAGUACAAAUAAUCCUAAGUACCUUACGAGCAGGGAGCUUUUUGAAUUAGAGAUGAGCGAUCUAUAUUUCAGGCGUCAUAUUCUUAUACAAGGCUAUAUUGUCUUGGAAUUUCUUUUAUCACUCACCCCUCAAGCUAGAGCAAAGCUUGCGAAGAUAAAAGUUCAGAACAGGUCAGUGAUAUACGGUGAUAAAAAGUUGGGAGAAGAAGAUGCAAAAUGGGUGACGGCCAUGAAGGAUAGGAUAAUCCUCUAUAUGCAAGCCGAUAGUGAUGGCUACUUCUUCCAUCGUGUGAUUGAGAGCGUGAUCUCAAGAGACAAAAAUUGGGUUCGCUGGAAAGUCGAAAGUUGCCCACCUAUAAAGCGAGAUCCUCUUUCCGCUGCUGAUUUUGCGGAGGGAAAAGCUAGCGCGAAGCGCAUCGCAACUAACAAGAGGCUGCGCCCUGUACCCAUGGGAUCGCUCUCCCUAGAUUUCUUAAAGGAAGAGGAUAGCGAGACGGCAAUGGAGAAAUUAAAGGAUCCAGCAAAAUGGAAACUUCCUGAUCUAAGCGUCUUUAAAGAGAAGAUAGCUGCGGAUGACCUCGACCUGGAUUUUGCAAAUAGCGAGAAGGAGAAGUACGAGAUACUCGAGGCAAAAGCUAGCAAGACUUGGAGAGCCCUCAGAAUUGCUCGAAAAUCAAAACUUUCCGUCUUGGAUAAGAUCGAGGAUUGGCAAAAGGUCGACGUCAUAUUUCAAGAGCAGUCAGAGUCAGAAAAAGCUGAAGGAGAAACAGCUAGCAGCGACAAAAUGCCGGAAGAUAGACGAACAAUUAUUUUGACAGGACCGGGCAAAGUCGGUAAAUCGACAUUAUUCUCGAUGCUCCUGGAGAAGAAUGAAGGUGUAUUCGGAAGAGUCGUCCCGCAUACUACCCGGGCUCCCAAGGACGGAGAAGUCCAAGGACAAGAUUACCAAUUCGUAGAUGCUAAGGAGUUCAACACUAUAUUGGACGGAGAUUACUUUAUCGAGUUCGUUGAUCGAGAUGGAGUCCAGUACGGAACGCAUCGGAAAGCCGCCGAAGCCUUAGAGGAAUCUGGAAAAGUCCCUGUCAUCCUUUUAGACCUCGAGCGUGCUCAAAUGGCCAAAGAAAAUGGUUACUCUGCUCGGAUCAUCUUCAUCGCGCCGCCCAGCAUCGAGGAACUAGAGGCACGGCUGAAGAAGGCUGGCGUAGCAGAAGAGGACAUACAAGGCAUGCUCAAGACGGCCCAGGAGGAUAUCGAGCAUUCCAAAUCUGGGGAAAUAUACGAUGCGAUCAUCACGAAUGACAACUUAGAAGAGGCGUACAAGGCCCUCGAAGCAUUCAUCUAUAAAUCGGAAGCGGAGGCACACGGCGUCAACGGCAACGGCAACGGCAAUGAAAACGGUGAUGGCAACGAAAUGCCUGCGGCCGACGACGUAGCAAUGGAAGAUGCGGCAAAUGGUCAAGAUACGUCAACAUAAAGAGUCGACUAUCUCGUUCGGAUGUUUUCACACGGACGCGGGUGAGAUUGGGGACAUGGCACGAAUGAAGUUUCGAGGGAUGGGGUAUGAUAUGUGUUAGAUGGAAAUCACGCCGUCGAUAUCUAUCCCUGGGCUAGGUGCGUCACUUUAGGUACCUAGUUUUGGACCCGACCAAGAGGUAUGCUGUACAGAAGAAAAAGGGGGUCAUGUUCGAAUAGACGUGCUAUUAAUAGUCAUUGAAGAUACCCAUAUAAUUAAGCUGAUUAAGAGUCUUGAGAUAACUUAUAAUGUAAACGUGAUCAGCGUAGGAAAUAAAACU